GCUGUCAAAGAUUAUUUUUAUUUGCCUAACGAUUAUUUUGGUUUUUUUUCUUGAUGUGUAAUACAAUUUUUCGAUAGGACGCGAACAUAUCUGGCUAAAGUGGUGAAACAGAUAAUCCGUCGAUUGAUCUGGUACAGCAAGAACGUUCAGCUUCGUAAACUCCCGUAGUCGAUUGCACGGUGGAAUGCUUCCGUUCCGUGCGCCGUAUUUUGCGUAGAAAGAGCAGAACAGAGACAGGAAGGAAAAUCAGUAGCAACAGAUACACAACGAUAGUGAAAGUACGCAGCGCAACUUCCUCAAGCGUGUGUGAAAAGCUUUGGCGGGGGCGUAAUAACGGUCUGAGACGAUAGCCAUGGCAGAAACAAUUGACGAUGUACCGAUGGCCGACAGCAGCGAGGGCCUGAUGGAGCACGAUCGCGUCCGCGAAAGUAUGCAAUCCAAUAGCUCAUUUAGUUCGUCAAACAGCGAGCAGGGUGCGGACGACGGAACAUACAUCGAUAACAGUCCGUGGGUGUUCUUGCCCGAACCGCUGUUCAUCAAAAUAUUCCUGCAGCUUGAGGCUCGUGAUGUCCUGAACGCUGGGCAAUGCUGCAAGCGGUGGCACAAACUGUCCAAGGAUGAUUACAUAUGGCGGAAGUACUUCCGCAAGGAGUUCAAUGUGGAUGCCUCAAUUCCGCUGAAAAGGGGUGCGGAAUCCUGGCGCGCUGAGUACCGACGUUUGACUAAUAAUGUACCAAUGGUCAUGACGGAUGUAUUGACCUUCCAUUCACAUCAAGUACUACACGUCAGCUUCUCACACAAUGGGAAAAUGUUUGCCACAUGCUCGAAGGAUGGGUUCGUCAUCGUAUGGAAUUCGGCCUACCCGUCGACGAUACGCGAUUCUUAUGACAUGCGUAAACUUAGCUGGAAAUAUACUCAAUUUUCUCAGUUCAAUCAAAGCGACACACUCCUGCUCGUGUCCGGAGUUCAUUUUGGUUCGCCACACAGCACUUCCGGUGAGAUUGCGGUGUUCACUGUACAACAAACAGACAACUUUAAGCUAAAGUGUCGGGUAACGAAUCGGCCCUACGACAUAUUCGGUACAUGGUUCAGUGAUCAACAUUUGCUGUCCGGGGAUCUAAGCUGGUUGGCACACUUGGUCAGCUCGUCGAUACUUUGGCUCAAUAAAGCGAACCAGGAGGUCGAUUCCGAGCAUACGCCAGUGAGAAAUCAGAUGUACAAAUUUUACAACCGCAAUGCCAGCUCCAUACGUGCGAUCAUGGUUGCCAACUGUCCUUGGUUGAGUGAUGAAACUGAGGGUAAAAGAGAAAAUGGGAAGGACGCCAAUACCGGUGGCAGCGAGCUGAAAUCAUCCGAUGAAGAACCUGGCCCCAGUAGUGGUGAUCGUCGUGCGGGAAAUCCACUUUCUCAUUACCAGAUGAAUCAGGACGUAGAUUCUGACGAUGAGCAGGAUGAAGGACUGGAUGAUGGUCAAGAACAUAAGGCUACAGAGGAUGUGCCGUACCAGUUGCUCCUUGGUGAUCAGGCAGACUAUGCCAGUCCGAUACAGUAUCUAGAGGAAUUUCGGCAGGAGUAUGAGGAAUCCUACUACGAAUCGUCGGACGACUGUCUGGAAGAUGACGAGGACGAUGCCGAUGAGGAAGAGCUGUCCGAGGGAGAGGACGAUUUGGAAAACCUUUGUCCCAAGUAUCUGAUAUUUUCCACCGGAUCAAAAACGUACACUCCGCAUCAGAUAGGAUUCAAGCGCAUCACGAGCGUAAACUUUCCGCGCCGUCUCGAUCCGGGACCAUCGCUGCGUGAGCGCAUAGCGUUGCGCGACCGGCAGCGCGAACUACAGGUAAUUAUGGCCGAGAUGUCACCGGAAGAAAUCCGCCUGCAGUAUAUCUUACAGAAUGAGGAUCCUCCGAAUGAGCCAAACUGGGCGAACUAUGAAGCAGUUGCCGGCCGCUUCGACAAGGUGGACAAGCUGAUUGAUCUCCACGGCCACAUCAUCGGGAUGGGGUUGAGCCCGGACCAUCGCUACCUGUACGUGAAUAGUCGACCGUGGCCGAAAAAUUGUGUCAUUCGGAACCCGCUCGAUCCGCCGGCGAUCGCACAGGAGAUCGACAUACACGUAAUAGAUUUGAUGACACUGAAGAAGGUGGGCAAAAUGCUGCGCGCUCACAAAGCGUAUACACCGAAUACGGAGUGUUUCUUCAUUUUUCUGGACGUCUGUGAUAAUUAUGUGGCCAGCGGUGCGGAAGACAUGCAUGCCUACCUGUGGGAUCGUUAUUAUGGUGUGUGUUUGGCAAAAUACCAGCACUCGGAUGUAGUGAAUAGUGUGGCCUUUAACCCACGUGACAAUGAGAUGCUUGUGACGACCAGUGAUGAUUACGAGAUUAAGAUAUGGCGAUCACUUUCGAAAGCGCAAAAACUGGGCAUACCAACGGUUAAUCGAGCGUCGGAAUUUCGCAAACAGAAAAACAAUCGUCCUUCAUCACAACCGCAGCAACAUCAGCAUGGUAUGCGAUCAUUCGUGUAGAACUGUACUGGGCAAUUCAGCAAAAUUGCGUGUUUUGUGCGAUAUUGUAGAGAAAAAAAAUCCAUAGAAAUUUGCUUACGGUAGCUUUAAACCUAUGUGGAUUAACUGCCGUGUAAUGUUUCGAUUCAGUUUUAUAUUGUUCCGUGCCUUAAUUAAUUUUACUACGCACGGAAGCUGCAAACAAACUAUGUAAAUCGUUAUUUCUUUUGUUGGGCCUACAAGAUAAUACAAGAGGAUGAGAUGAUCCUCUGCGUACUGCGUAUGUUGGUGAAUUGUACCACAUCACACCUGGUGAGAUAGAGAAGACUUAACCAUUAAUAUUAUGUAGUCUCGAAACCAAGCCAAUGCCGAAAGUAAAUUUCUCAUUCCGUUUGGUGGAAUGCAGCUGGAACGUUGCUGCAGCAAAAAAAACUGAUGCAAAAAAUUUAUAAAAUAGUUUGUUUUGUAGUGAAGCUAGAAAGGCAUACGCUGCCACACCAUAUGGUUAAAUGUUGCAUGUGUUAAACACUUUUAUCUCUAAUGUUUGGAUACCCAUGGGUCAUUUUGAAUGACGACAGAUUAAAAACCUUUUUAUAUACCCCGUACGGUAGAAAUAUAUUAAAAAUGCUUUUAAAACCAUCUGGAAGAUUGUUGCGUUUCUUCUAGCCGAAUUGGUUAAAGCAAGGUUUUUGAAUCCAAAUUUUAAGUCGCGAUUCUGUUGGGAUGAAAAAUUAAAAAAGAAAAGAGGUAUGGAAUAGCUGUGAACAAGUAGGUAAAGCAGACAUUUUAGCAAACCAACAAUCAGUCGUAAAAGUGAACAAAACAAAAAAAAACGAAAUAAAAAACCGGUUCGUUAAACGUUA
This is a messenger RNA of Anopheles funestus (African malaria mosquito), 3363 nucleotides long. It is a transcript of the gene Fbw5, whose product is annotated as F-box/WD repeat-containing protein 5. Bases 353 to 2521 code for a protein of 722 amino acids. Gene Ontology annotation, molecular function: protein binding. The transcript is spliced from 8 exons. Gene Ontology annotation, biological process: protein ubiquitination. Lineage: Eukaryota; Metazoa; Arthropoda; Insecta; Diptera; Culicidae. Gene Ontology annotation, cellular component: SCF ubiquitin ligase complex; Cul4-RING E3 ubiquitin ligase complex. The record is from RefSeq and is a predicted model, not a curated record.